Messenger RNA from Eruca vesicaria subsp. sativa (arugula), 390 nucleotides. NCBI's taxonomy places the organism in Eukaryota, Viridiplantae, Streptophyta, Magnoliopsida, Brassicales, Brassicaceae. The record is from the annotation of a GenBank genome assembly.
AUGCAUAGCAUCAAUAAGGAAACUAAAAUGAUCAUGUUGGAUAAAAGCGGUGUGAAGUGGUUUACGGAUCUACGGUCUGAGACGAGUGGUGGUGAUAGAAUAAGAUUAAUAGGAGGUUGGAAAGACUUCUUCAAAGCUAACUGUGUGGAGAUAGGUGAAUCCAUCAUUGUCAAGCUGAUUUGGGAAGGAGACAAAAGUUGUGUCCUUGAGUUCUACUCCAAGGAUCUUAUUUCUGAUAUAGGAUAUUUUCUUCCGGUAAACAUCACGAGGAUGAAUGGCAUCAAUAAGGAAACUAAAAUGAUCAUGUUGGAUAAAAACGGUGUGAAGUGGUUUACGGAUCUGCGGCCUGAGAGGAGUGGUGGUGAUAGAAUAAGAUUAAUAGGAGGUUGA